AUGCCAGAGUCCGAAAACGCAAUGCUUCUGAGGCCGCGGCCGGCCGUGGCACAGCUUUGCUCGAAAAUCCAAAAAAAACCAAGAAGAAAAACUCAAAACGCCCACAAAUCUUUUAAAAAAACCCAUAGCUACCAUAGGUACCAUGGAUACCAUGGAUACCAUAAAUACCAUAUAUACCAUAGAUACCAUAGAUACCAUAAAUACCAUAGAUACCAUAGAUACCAUAGAUACCAUAGAUACCAUAAAUACCAUAGAUACCAUAGAUACCAUAGAUACCAUAGAUACCAUAGAUACCAUAGAUACCAUAAAUACCAUAGAUACCAUAUAUACCAUAGAUACCAUAGAUACCAUAAAUACCAUAGAUACCAUAGAUACCAUAGAUACCAUAGAUACCAUAGAUACCAUAGAUACCAUAGAUACCAUAGAUACCAUAGAUACCAUAGAUACCAUAGAUACCAUAGAUACCAUAGAUACCAUAGAUACCAUGGAUACAAUAGAUACCAUAGAUACCAUAGAUACCAUAUUUCCAGGACCAACUCUACUGUCCAAAACCCACGUCGUCAAUAA
Caenorhabditis briggsae is the source of this 567-nucleotide messenger RNA. The transcript has 2 exons. The record is from RefSeq and is a predicted model, not a curated record. Lineage: Eukaryota; Metazoa; Nematoda; Chromadorea; Rhabditida; Rhabditidae. Bases 1 to 567 code for a protein of 188 amino acids.